GACAGUUCUCGGAAAGAGGGCGAGAGCAGGAAGUCAGAAAGUGACCCAAUAUGUUUUACUGAAACAUACUUCACAACCGCCCGUCUGUCGGACCAGUCGGAGAGAGUCCCGGAGAAACGAAGGAUGGCAGGAAGGGACAGAAAUAUCCUCCUGGGCUUCAUGGUCCUGCUGGCAGGUGUGUCUCCAGGUGCUUUGGGUCAACGUGUGAACUAUCCAGGUCCGGUUUGUGCUGUGAAAGGGUCAAAGGUCACCCUCCCCUGCACCUUCUCAACACUGAAGUCUGUGAAGGAUAAAGAUGGAAGAGAAGUUCUGAUAGAGAUCCAGAGAGUCGUCUGGUGCCAGGACCAUCGUAUUUGUCACGGCUCAACUCCGUCUGUGUACAACAGUGAAUCAGAGAGGAACAACCCUCGCUACAGAUACCUGGGAGACGAGGAGGGAGACUGCUCUCUACAGAUCUCAGGUUUACAGGAGGAAGACGAUGCAACUCUUCGCUUCAGAGUGGAAACUAAUCCCAGGAGUGGAGGUUUUACUGGCCAACCAGGAGUGAAGGUCACAAUCAGUGAUGGGGAUCCAAUGCAGAUCAAGAACUCCAGUGAAUCAGACGGAGCCGUCUCUCUGCUCUGCUCUGCACUCUGCACUUUCCACCAGCUGGAGGUCACCUGGUCCAGAGACGGCCUCACCCUCCCUCAGUCUGGCCCCGCCCUCAGGCUCAGCGCUCUGACUGCAAAGGAUUCUGGGAACUACACCUGUGCUUUGAAGAACGACCCCCGAACAGAGUCUCUGCCGUACAGACUGCAUGUGGAGGCUGCAGACGGAGGAAUACCUAUGGACCCCAUGCUGGUUGUUCGUCUGGUUCUCUUCACUCUGCACACUGUGCUCAUCCUCACAGUGACAGCCAUCCUCAUCAGAAGCCUGCAGACUUCCUGGAGGAGCUGUGAGCUUCUGAAGCACGGUGGGCAUGAUGGUGCAUCACUUCCUCCGCCUCUCUUCUCACCCUGAUGCCCCCAUCACUCUGGAACAGGGUCAAUCUGGAUCCAUGCCCCCAUCACUCUGGAACAGGGUCAAUCUGGAUCCAUGCCCUUACGCAAAGAAAAUAUAUUUCCCCAUAUAUUAACUGUCAAUAUAUUGCAUUAUUUUGUUUUCUGAUUUACUGGUUAAUUGAAAAGAUUUAAUAAAGGAAAUCUUGCUGUUGGCUACACC
This is a messenger RNA of Trematomus bernacchii (emerald rockcod), 1200 nucleotides long. RefSeq lists its product as uncharacterized. Lineage: Eukaryota; Metazoa; Chordata; Actinopteri; Perciformes; Nototheniidae. The record is from RefSeq and is a predicted model, not a curated record. The transcript is spliced from 5 exons. Bases 124 to 999 code for a protein of 291 amino acids.